UCUUUGCGCAGCUCCAGAUGCCUGAAACCCCGCAACGUGUUGUUCAUACUCUGUCGUCUCGACUGCGCGAAUCAAACUUCAAGGCUCUACACAUCUCAAUACUUUCCUUCUGCUGCGCUUUAAUCCCACUGGUCCACCAUACCCGAUAUGGUUAUUGUACCUCCUUGUGAUAUCUUAACUUAACUUGCACCUGUCACGAAUUGGAAAAUUCUUUCGAAAUGUCUACUCAUGGCUAUGGCUCAUGGGGGCGCUGUGCCUCGUGUAUAACGCGCUGCAAUGUUCUAUAUCCACGGAGACUUUUGAACUGUGAUCAUCUACGGAGUGACUGCGAAAUCAAUGUGGUAUGACUUUGCAUCGCAGUUAACGCAGCCCGACCCGCGCUCGUGUCUCUAGCGCACUUGCCCACACCUUCGGCACUAGUUGAACUACUUUUCACCUGUGGCGCUUCUCUGUACUAGGACUACGCUCUGAUUUUUUCCGUCUUCGAAUGCAUGAGCUGAUGUUCUCAACACAUCCGUGACGUUUGACAUCAUGUAUUGCUUUCUUAGUCCUAUCAGGAAAAGACUGCGCAUCAAGGUUUAGACAGCGUAUAAGACCACGUAUCCGCUCGGAUCUCGAAAAUAUUGCACUACUUUUGAUGCAAUUCAAGAGCUGCUGAAACCUUCGUAUCCCGUGAGCGAGAGGACUUUACUUUGUGCGCGUGCCAGGUCCAAUGCGCGACUUGCACGCACCUUUCGUUUAGCGAACACAUUCGUGUCAGAGGACCCACAGCUACAUCGAGAGUUCAUAUCC
Heterobasidion irregulare TC 32-1 is the source of this 792-nucleotide messenger RNA. RefSeq lists its product as uncharacterized. Bases 18 to 170 code for a protein of 50 amino acids. The record is from RefSeq and is a predicted model, not a curated record. The transcript is spliced from 3 exons. Lineage: Eukaryota; Fungi; Basidiomycota; Agaricomycetes; Russulales; Bondarzewiaceae.